Molecule: messenger RNA, 3165 nt
Organism: Sapajus apella (tufted capuchin)
Lineage: Eukaryota; Metazoa; Chordata; Mammalia; Primates; Cebidae
Gene: IL33R
Product: interleukin 1 receptor like 1
Exons: 11
Coding region: 1046-2719 (557 amino acids)
Biological process (GO): signal transduction
Molecular function (GO): interleukin-33 binding; interleukin-33 receptor activity; interleukin-1 receptor activity
Source: RefSeq, a predicted model, not a curated record
UAAAAAUUGCAUAUAUAAUUAAGGUUAGUUUAUCCAGAAUUCUAAUUGCAGCACGUGUCCGUAAAUCUCUAUUACAAUCACCUGAGUUUGGCCAUCUGGGGCAUGUGGAAAAAGCCCAGGUAUAGACACUUUGGAUUCUGGCAUUCCUUUGUACAGGCUGCUACCUUGGGUAAGGAAAUUCACCUCUCUGAGGCUCCUGUCAGCCUCUGAGGCUUGCAUGGGAUAGCAUGUACCGAAUUACUGCACACACAGCCUGGUGUACACUUAAGCACAAAAGAUGUGUCAAAGUUUUCAGAAACAUUGACAGUGAGACAUCAACUAUAAAAUUUGCUGCAGAGUGGGUCAAUAUUGCAUCACUGCAUUCCAGCCGGGCACACAGCAAGACUCUGUCUCAACAACAACAACAACAACAACAACACAAAUAAGCAACUUGCUGCAGAAAUGGACACUGUUGUUCUUAGAAACGUGACUCUAGGGAAGUUAAACUACCAACUUGCUUUAGGGGAAGUGAGUGAUCUGCCACCUACAUGGAAUUGGGGAGGUUUUGCUGAGAAAGUAACUCGUGAGGAAGGCAAAAUAUGGUUAAGACAAAAUGUAACCAUCUAUAGCGAUAAAGUGAAAAUCGGAAAUAGAACUGCAUCAAUGAUCUUUCAAAUAGAGGAGAAUGUGGUGAAAACUGCAGUUAACAUUUGUUAACAGUGGGUUCAUUAGGUUCAGCUUAUCAGUAACCUGAUUCCUGUUUCUUAACUGAUAAAGAAAACGGGAGGUUUUUAAAGAGAGGGUGGCUGCUGUAUUUAGUAGAGCUAUAAAGCUGUUAGAGAAAUUGGCUCCCCGAGUUAUUAAACUGCUCCUAGGAGGUUGAGAAAGAAAGAACUCAAGUACAACCCACUGAGGUUGAGAUACAGGCUACUGUUCUCAACUCUGUCUUAGGGAGCAUCAUCAACUGCCUCAUACGUGGUGACCUUCACUAUUAUAUGCCAUUGACUCAUCUGGAGUAAUCUCAACAACCAGUUACCAACACUUGCUCUUGACUGAUAAACAGAGAAUGGGGCUUUGGAUCUUAACAAUUCUCACAAUUGUCAUGUCUUCCACAGCAGCGAAGUUUAGUAAACAAUCAUGGGGCCUGGAAAAUGAGGCUUUAAUUGUGAGAUGUCCUAGAAAAGGAAAACCUAGUUACACAGUGGAUUGGUAUUACCCACAAACAAACAAAAGGAUUCCUACCCAGGAAAGAAAUCAUGUGUUUGCCUCAGGCCAACUUCUUAAGUUUCUACCAGCCAAAGUUGAUGAUUCUGGUAUUUAUACCUGCAUUGUCAGAAGUCCCACAUCCAAUAUGACUGGAUAUGCAAAUGUCACCAUAUAUAAAAAGCAGCCAGAUUGCAACAUUCCAGAUUAUUUGAUGUAUUCAACAGUAUCUGGAUCAGAAAAAAAUUCCAAAAUUUAUUGUCCUACAAUUGACCUCUACAAUUGGACAGCACCUCUUGAGUGGUUUAAGAAUUGUCAGGCUCUUCAAGGAUCAAGGUACAGGGCGCACAAGUCAUUUUUGGUCAUUGAUAAUGUGAUGACUGAGGACGCAGGUGAUUACACCUGUAAAUUUAUACACAAUGAAAAUGGAGCCAACUAUAGUGUGACAGCGACAAGGUCCUUCACGGUCAAGGAUGAGCAAGGCUUUUCUUUGUUUCCAGUAAUCAGAGCCCCUCCACACAAUGAAACAAAGGAAGUGGAAAUUGGAAAAAACGCAAGCCUAACUUGCUCUGCUUGUUUUGGAAAAGGCGCUCAGUUCUUGGCUGUCGUCCUGUGGCAGGUUACUGGGAAAAGUAUCACAGACUUUGGUGAAGCAAGAUUUCAACAGGAGGAAGGGCAAAAUCAAAGUUUCAGCGAUGGGAUGACUUGUCUAAACAUGGUUUUAAGAAUAGUUGACAUGAAGGAAGAGGAUUUAUUGCUGCAGUACGACUGUCUGGCCCUGAAUUUGCAUGGCUUGAGAAGGCACACCAUAAGACUAAGUCGAAAAAAUCCAAUUGAUCAUAUAAACAGUACUUACUACAUAAUUGCAGUAUGUAGUGGAUUGUUAAUACUAAUCAACGUCCUGGUUAUCAUCCUAAAAAUGUUCUGGAUUGAGGCUGUUCUACUCUGGAGAGACAUAGCUAAGCCUUACAGGACUAGGAAUGAUGGAAAGAUCUACGAUGCUUAUGUUAUCUACCCACGGAACUACAAUACCGGUACAGAUGGGGCCAGUCCUGUAGAGUACUUUGUUCACCAGAUUCUGCCUGAUGUUCUUGAAAAUAAAUGUGGCUAUACCUUAUGUAUUUCUGGGAGAGAUCUGAUACCUGGACAAGAUGAAGCCACUGCAGUGGAAACCAACAUACGAAACAGCAGGCGGCACAUUUUCAUCCUGACCCCUCAGAUCACACACAGCAAGGAGUUUGCCUAUGAGCAGGAAAUCGCCCUGCACAGUGCCCUCAUCCUGAACGACUCCAAGGUGAUUCUUAUUGAGAUGGAGGAUGCGAACGAACUGGGUGGGCUGCAGGCUGAGGCACUUCAGGACUCUCUCCAGCAUCUGAUGAAAGUGCAGGGGACCAUCAAGUGGAGUGUGGACCUCACUGCCAAUAAACAAUCCCUGAGUUCCAAAUUCUGGAAGCAUGUGAGGUACCAAAUGCCUGUGCCAAGCAAAAUUCCCAGAAAGGCCUCCAGUUUGACUUCCUUGGCUGCCCAGAAGCAAUAGUGCCUGCUGUGAUGUGCAAAGACCUCUGAGUUUGAGGCUCUCCUAACUCCUGCUAACUGGCUCAUGCCUCUGCACUUAAGUGUGAGAAGUAGGAAUGUCAAAGGGAUUCAGGCCUCAGGUUUCAUCUGGUAACUUUGCUUCCAUUUCCCUGGUUCUAGGUGGAUAAGAAAUGCCCAGAAAUUUUUCUCUUCAAUCGUCCCCCAGCCUCCAGCCUGCGUUUUCUUCCCUUUUCCCUCUUGCUUGCAUCUCUCCACUGUGGUGUCGGAUAUUUUCACUACUCUCUUUUCCUCUCUCUCGGUCUUGUUUCAUUUCUCCUCAUUCUUUGUCAAUAAGCUACCUUCUGAAUAUCAAACUAAUCAUUUGAUAGUAGAUUUUCAUGUCAUUUUCAAGAACAUUCUGAUUUCCUCAGGCAGAAUACAUAUAUAUAUACACACACAUAUAUAUAU